AUGCCGGCCCCGGCGGUUCUUCCAGUGGAAGUCGCCUUUCCGGUGGCCACACCGCAGAACGCAACCGCGCAGGCGGUGGAUGCCGAAAGCAGUGAGGGCCGAGGCGCUUCGGAGCCCUUCCCUUGGGCGCGGGAGGCAAGGAGGAAGGAGCUGAAAGAAGAAGCCCCCAAAGAGGCGCAGGAGGCGCCAGAAGAGGAGGCACCAAACGGGGAGGUGCCCAAAGAGGAGGUGCCAAAAGAGGCGCCAAAAGCGGAGGCGAAGGAGGCUGCCCGCAAAGAGGAGGCUGUAGCCAAGGAGGGCAAGGGUGCUGAGGACCUGGAGGUUGAGGCGGCGCUGGCAGCGCUACAAACUCUCACAGAGGACAUGGGACCGCCCGGGCGGCCGCCGCCGCCGCGGCCGGCGCCCCCGGUACCCUCCGCAAAGGGCAUGGCGUUCAUCGACUUCUUUCUCGUUGGGGAGAGGACCGACUUCUUCUCGGAUGAGGACACAGGUCGAAGACCCCUUCAAGGACGACCUGAGCGAUCUGGACUCCGAGGAGGAAACCCAAGUCCCGCCGGGGAAGUCCCCGGAGCCGGCGGCGGCGCCGGACGCGCCGGCCGCGCCGGCCGCGCCGGCGACGUCGCCGGCGAAGUCGCCGGAGCGGGCGGAGCCGAAGCGGCGGCCGCCCACGCCGCCGCGGCCGCAAAGGCGGCGCCUGCCGGAAGGUCCGAAGGCCAAGGAGCCUAG
Effrenium voratum is the source of this 726-nucleotide messenger RNA. The record is from the annotation of a GenBank genome assembly. NCBI's taxonomy places the organism in Eukaryota, Dinophyceae, Suessiales, Symbiodiniaceae.